CCCCAGCUCUACAUAACCUUUCUUUAGAUAAUUCUACAUUAAUUCUAUUCUAUAACUUUUCCAGAAGACUGGAUCUUCGAAGAGCUAUGGGCCAGUCUCAUGAUCAUAUUCGGAAUCAGCAUGGUCGACAACCUAUAACCCACUAGAUGUCGAUCAAAAAGCUUUUAAUCAUCUCGAAAGGUUCCCUUGUUAGUCAUCGAUAUGUGACGCUUCCGGUCGAAAAAUACGAUAUACUCUAAAUGUGUCGUUUUCUUCAAAAACACAUGCUUUUCAAAAAUUUGCAACAUUUUCUAGCUCGGUCUUUUUUGAGCUUCUGAAAAUAAUUUUUUCAGAUUCAGCAUCAAAAACUGAUUAUAGAUAAGCUGGUAAAUUGACUCUAGACCCAAAACUCUAUUGGUGGUGGCGCUUCGAAUUGUGUCGACUAUGAUGCGUAUAGGUCGAUUUUGUAAACCUAUCUACUUUUUAUGUGUGAGCGAUGGAGUCAAUUAUUUUAUCUCAUUCCAUUCAUCAUACCAUCCGUCAUCAAACUACGUAUCCUUUUUUUCCUUUCCUUUCCUAUGUUGAGAAAAAUCGUUUUUACUGUAUGAUACGAAAAAGGGGGAGGUCAUUUUUACGUAGAAUGUUUGCUUUUUAUCCAGAUCAAGUGAGAAUUUGUUCAUGUAGGUAAAAACUGAUAACGAAUCCAAUGGACAUAGUUUCGAGGUCUGUAUGAGGUCUUCAGAGGGGCUCUGGAAAACCUUUUAUAAGCGAAAGUUUUGAUAACAUGUGUGUUUCUUUAAGAUAAUUUCAUUUGCAAUUGAACUAAGUUAGUUUGGUAUGCCUGAAGCAAGUAAAAGGAAAAGUCAGGAGAAUUCAAGGCCUUGGAUUUGGCUCAGUUUAUUGAUGGAAAAUACUAUGAAUUAACGGGAAUUCAAAAACAAAUUGUCGAUGAUUUUAUAAGAUCUGAAAGAAGUUGUCGUGUGGAUCUUCGUAGAUGGGGAGCUAAGUUUGAAGCAAAUUCACCACGUCCCUAUUUUGAAGGACACGAAAGGGAUGAUGUAGUGGAACAUCGUAAUGAAUUUAUUCGUUAUUUUCUACCACAUAAAGAUUUUUAUUACACAAUUAGUAAUGGUGACGCACCCAUGUGGAAUAUUCCAGCCCAAAAUCCUUAUAGAAUACUUAUAUGUCAUGAUGAAUCAACAUUUAGAAGUGGUAAAGUUAGCCCAAAACGGUGGUUUUUCAAAGAGAAUACACCGUUUUUUCGAAAGGACAUGGACAUGGAAAGAUCUAGGUUACAAAACUUGAAAUGCUGGCGGUUAAAUACAGUAUUAAGAUUAAGUGUUAUUAUACAAGUGUUAUCAAACAAAAACAAAGAUUAG
Molecule: messenger RNA, 1358 nt
Organism: Didymodactylos carnosus
Lineage: Eukaryota; Metazoa; Rotifera; Eurotatoria; Philodinida; Philodinidae
Source: the annotation of a GenBank genome assembly